GUCUGGGUAUAUAAAGGGAUGUUGAUCAUAACAUCAGUAUAUCAGGUGUCCUCCCCCCGAUAAACGGUAACACCAAUAGCAGUCAUGAAGAGUGUAGGAUUGGUGUGCGUGUUCCUUGCCGUGGUUAUCGUGGCCCAGGAACCUUCAUUUUACAGCAGGAAACUGACAGCUGACCAACUCAGAGACUUCCCUGGACUGUGCUUCGGGUCAACCACCUGUCGGGUAUACAAUGUGACGGAGUCUUGGGCGAUUCUCCCCUUCUGCGGUAAGGCUACCUGUGUUAAAGAGGGGGAUGCCCUCUUCGAGGUUGUGUCAGAGUGUGCCAGGGCCAAGCCCAGGGCUGACUGCAACGAGAUUCUUGUCAACCCUGCAGAGGUGCCCUUCCCUGACUGCUGCCCUACGUACAAUUGCACAGGAGGCCCCAUCGAGUACUACACACAAGCAGAAAGCGAGCAGCUACUAGCAGCUUCCGCUAGUCUCCCCAAUGCCGGGCCUGCAACCGGUGUCACCACCUCAUAAAAUGUUCAGGAGAGGCGACUUGCGUGAGGGAGCUGAAUAUGUUCUUGGGCGCCGCCAUAACUACCCUCCCUCCCUCACCAUUAUCAAUAACAACCUGCGAAGCUAUCAUACAACGAGUAGAAUCGUUUUGACACACUAAAAUCUUACAAUUAAUGUACAGUAAAUGGUUAGUGAUAUAUAUAUAUAUAUAUAUAUAUAUAUAUAUAUAUAUAUAUAUAUAUAUAUAUAUAUAUAUAUAUAUAUAUAUAUAUAUAUAUAUAUAUACUGUGUAUAUAUAUGAAUUAAAUCAGAGCAAAAGAGGGAGGGAACUAAUGUGAGAAAGGAAUGAAGGCGGUAGGACGUGGACACCUGGUAUCCAACAACAGCCAUCCGGCUGCCUUGCUUGUUACACUACUCUAAAGUCACAUUACAGUAUCCGUAUCCAAAAAGACUCCAAUAACUUCAAAAUAAAUAUACCAUUACUGUCUAUGAUAACCUGAUCUUCUCGUAUAUAAAGACAAAAUGGAAUGAAUUAAUAUGUAAUUCUAAUGUGAAAAUUACAGUUGUACCAUCCACAGUUUACUUUGUUAGGCAGUGUUAUGGCUAAUGCCUUAUAAACUUAAACUAUAACAUGCAGUAAUAGACGUAAAUGUAAUAAAUUAA
Homarus americanus (American lobster) is the source of this 1161-nucleotide messenger RNA. RefSeq lists its product as uncharacterized. The transcript is spliced from 3 exons. Lineage: Eukaryota; Metazoa; Arthropoda; Malacostraca; Decapoda; Nephropidae. The record is from RefSeq and is a predicted model, not a curated record. Bases 85 to 519 code for a protein of 144 amino acids.